AUGGCUGCCUCUCAUAUUAUCGGAUACGCCGACCCUUUGGUCGCUUCUCCCGGCCAGACCGUCGCCAUUCAUGUCUCCUGCCACCGUGAGCAAUAUUCCAGCCAUCUCGUGCGUCUAGGACCCGGCCUUUUACAGCAUCCAGACGCUCCGCCCGAGGAUCGUCGCCGAGUCGAGUCCGUUCCCUCCGGCCAGCACGUUGGUCGUCCUCAGUUCUCGCGUCCGGGCUCCUUUGCAACAGUGCCAUGGAAAGGGGAGCAAUUGCCUCAGGGGCGAGUCCGGAUCUCCUUCUGGAUGCAACCCACGCUGCUCCAGGCCGGUCACGACCAAUACCUGUUCUCCUCGCUCGAUCCAGACGGUGGGGCGGGAUUGGGGGCCCUUAUCGACGAGGGAUCGCUGGUGAUGUUGACAGGCUCCCCAGAUGGAGUGCAGCGCGUGUCCCUGGAGAUUCCCCUGAAGCGACAUACUUGGUAUCGGCUGAUGUUCUCCUGGGAUCCGGAUUCGCGCAUAGUCGCCCUGGAUGCGCAGUCUAAAUCCGCCCAUGUCGGACUGGCGUCCACCACACACGCGGAGACUCACCAGGUUCCUGGGAUGAAUCUGACCUCCUCGCAGCCCCUGACUAUCGCCAGUCACUCGGGGGCUCAGCGAGUCGCUCGUCAGCCUAUCCCUUCGACUAGCUUCAACGGCAGGAUCGACGGGUUCCGUGUCGAGGUUGCAUCGCAGCGCAUUCUGGAUCUGGAUUUCUCCCAGGACAUCUCCAGCAAUACUCUGCGCGAUAUAUCUCCCAGUGGCACACAUGGCAUGCUGAUCAACUCGCCCACGCGCGCCGUUACCAGCCAUGACUGGGAUGCAAGUGAGGUCGACUGGACGCGCGCCUCAACCGGGUACGGCGCCAUUCACUUCCACGACGAUGACGUUGACGACGCCUUCUGGGAGCCGGACUUUGCACUGACUCUGCCGGCCAACCUGCACUCAGGUUGCUACGGGGUGGUUGUGUCGGAUGGCGAGACGGAAGACGUGAUCCCUGUCUUUGUGCGACCGAAUCUAUCCCAGACAUCGAAUCCUCCCGUGGUGCUGAUCAUGCCUACGUUCACGUAUACCGCGUACGCCAACGAUCGCAUGUACGAUGUCUCGCGCGAUGUACAUAUCGACAUCCCGGGGUCCGACUCGGUGACGAAAAGUCGUCAGAUCCAGAUCCUCGAAGAACGGCCGGAUCUGGGCAUUUCACUGUACGAUAGCCACAAUGACGGGUCCGGCACGUCGCAUUCAUCUACCAAGCGGGUGGUGUUGAACAUGAGACCAGACUACUUCCACUGGGGCUUCGGAGGUCCUCGAGAAUUCCCCGCCGAUCUAUGGUACGUCGGGUUCCUGGACCGCGAACUGGGCGCCAACAACUACGACAUCAUCACGGACCACGACCUGUCAAUAUACGGCGACUCACUGCUCCUGCGAUACUCUGUCGCGCUGUCAUGCAGCCACCCGGAGUAUCCGACCUACGCGAUGCUCGACACCUACGACGCCUUCCUGGCGCAAGGUGGCUACUUCAUGUACCUAGGAGGCAACGGCUACUACUGGGUAACCGGACACCAAGCGGACAACCCUCACCGAAUCGAGGUCCGUCGCGCCGACCAAGGCUGUCGCACCUUCAACCUACCCCCUGGACACUGGCAUCUAUCCAGCACCGGCGAGCUAGGUGGUCUCUGGAGGUCUCGAGGACGCACCCCCAACCGCUUCUGCGGACUGGGAUCCGACGCGUGCGGGAUGGGUCAAGGAUGCGGAUACGGGAUUGUACCUGAGGCGAGAAACAAUCCGACCCUAUCAUUCCUGUUCCAAGGACCACGACUCGGCGAUCCCCGCGUCAACGUGAUCGGCGACUUCGGUCUGGUGCAGGGCGCCGCGUCGGGAGAUGAGAUCGAUCGUUUGGAUUACUCUCUGGGCACGCCGAGUAAUGCCAUCAUGGUGGCGACGACGAAGCUGGCGGGUGGCCAUUCGGAUAACUAUGGUCUGUUUAAUGAAGAGAUCCUCUUUCCGAUGGUGAAUACGACCGGCACCACGAGCGACAAGGUGCGGAGUGAUCUAGUGUACUUCAAGACGGCGGCGGGCGGUGCUGUAUUUGCUGUUGGGUCGAUUAAUUGGGUCGGCGCGUUGGCGUGGAAGAACUACGAGAAUAAUGUGGCGGAUAUUACGGCGAAUGCGCUGCAUGAGUUUGUGAGAAGACUGAAGUAG
Aspergillus tanneri is the source of this 2223-nucleotide messenger RNA. RefSeq lists its product as uncharacterized. The record is from RefSeq and is a predicted model, not a curated record. The transcript has 2 exons. The coding region runs from base 1 to 2223 and encodes 740 amino acids. Lineage: Eukaryota; Fungi; Ascomycota; Eurotiomycetes; Eurotiales; Aspergillaceae.